AUGCUAGUAACCCGAGCAUUCUCAGCUCUGGUGGUAGGCUUCCUGUCAUCUAGCUCGUUGGCUUUACGAACGAGUCAGUCCGAGGUACCUACAGACAUUGUACAACGUGGUCUCGCAGCCAUUGGCAUCAACUCCACCACGUCCGAUAUGCGCAACGUCAGGAUCAGUGGCUCUCAAUUCCGCACCAAGUCUAUCGUCACAACAAUAGCUCUGGAUGGUAUGGACCAAACAGUUGUCCCAUAUGGUAGCCAGACGAUCACGUAUUCGUACGAGACAGGCAAUCUGAAGCAGCGCAUUGAUAAAGCUUCUGGAUUAGGGACUCUUUGGAUGUUUGCCCGACCAGAACUCGACCCUAUGGACUACUCCGUAGUGGUACAGGGUGGUGACGAUGCGUUCACUGCUGUCGUCAGGGGAAGCUAUUCGCUUUUUGACCCAACGGCUACUCCAGAAGGCUACUUAGAUGUUACUACGGCCUCUAAGAUAUUGAUAUCUGCAAAUGACUCCACCCUCCGUUUCCAGCCGGUGGGAGGAGGCUUAUUACUUCCAGCGGUGUUUGACGAAGCACUGAACAUGUCAAUCAUCUUCAACCCCGACACCUACCUUCCCUUCGCUAUCCGCACGUACGAAUACCAUCCCUUCUACAGCCCUUCGACGAACGACCUCCGAGUGUACGACUAUAUCUCCGUUAAGAGCCUCAUGAUACCCCGUCAUUACAAGACCAUGUACAACAACGAGCGCUUGUGCACCGACUUCCUUGCAGACGACAUAUCCGUCAACAUUGAAGUCGAGCCAUCAUUCUUCGAUAUCGUAGCCGAACGCGAUGAACUGAGCACUCCCGUUGUCGACCCCGCUCCGACUGCUGAGAUCGGCGAGAAGCACUCCAAUGAUAUCUGGUUUGGUCGAAACAACUACACAAUCGAGGAGUUCGAUGGAUCGCAACCGUACGCAGACCUACCCGGAGUUUGGGUCGUUCGACCGCCUGGUAUAGCCUCGUAUCGUCAGAUUCUUCUUGAGACUGACACCUAUGUUGCUGUUCUUGAUGCUCCGGCUGAGAUUGUGGCAGUCUUGCUCGAAUGGGUCAGGAUCAACAUUGGAAAGCCACCUACGCAUCAUCACCAUGAUCACGCUUUCGGUGUGAAGGGCUACGUCCAGAACGGAGCGGAAGUCGUCUGUCCUAAGACGGCUCAGUCGUACUACGCCGAUAUUCCCGGCGUCAAGCUCGAGACCUUUGAGCGCGGAGCGCCACACAUCAUGGAGACCAGCGGUUUCAUGGCCACUUCCAUACAUAUUGAAGGUAGUAUCCAUGCCCAAGAUCAUAGUGUCGCCGUCAUCAUGCCUGCUUGUCCCACUGAGGACAGCACAGUCGUUCUGAUGGCAACACACAACGACCAUGACGAAAUGAGUCAACUGGUCAACGCUAUGGUGAAGCACCGGGUAGCCAAGUCAGUGUUGUAA
Alternaria rosae is the source of this 1455-nucleotide messenger RNA. RefSeq lists its product as uncharacterized. The transcript is spliced from 7 exons. NCBI's taxonomy places the organism in Eukaryota, Fungi, Ascomycota, Dothideomycetes, Pleosporales, Pleosporaceae. The record is from RefSeq and is a predicted model, not a curated record. The coding region runs from base 1 to 1455 and encodes 484 amino acids.